This is a messenger RNA of Syngnathus typhle (broad-nosed pipefish), 774 nucleotides long. RefSeq names its product empty spiracles homeobox 1 (gene emx1). The coding region runs from base 1 to 774 and encodes 257 amino acids. Gene Ontology annotation, molecular function: DNA binding; DNA-binding transcription factor activity, RNA polymerase II-specific. Lineage: Eukaryota; Metazoa; Chordata; Actinopteri; Syngnathiformes; Syngnathidae. The record is from RefSeq and is a predicted model, not a curated record. Gene Ontology annotation, biological process: central nervous system development; regulation of DNA-templated transcription; brain development. The transcript has 3 exons.
AUGUUCGCGCCUGCAGGCAAGCGCUGCUUCACCAUCGAGUCUCUAGUGGCCAAGGAGAACCCGCUGGCCGAAGAACCCAUCCGCCCCACGGCACUCAGCUACGCCGGUCCGGCCCCUGACGCCCUUAUGGGCGGCUACCAAGCGGCCGCCGCUCCAGGGGUGGCUGCAGCGGCUGCGGCUGCGGCUGUUGCACGCUCGCUCUACCCGAACCCAGCCGAGCUGGUGUUCCCCGAGUCGGUGAGCCACCCGCAGCUGGCCGUGGGCCCCCACUCGCACACCCACCAUCACCACCAUCACCACCAACAUCAGAACCAGCACUUGCAGCACCACGCACACUUCUUCGGCUCGGCGCAGCACCGAGACCCGCUCAAUUUUUACCCCUGGGUGCUCCGGAACCGCUUCUUUGGACACAGGUUUCAAGGUCAUGACGCGUCCCAGGACAGCCUGCUCCUCCACGGCCCGUUCGCCCGGAAGCCCAAACGGAUCCGAACCGCCUUCUCACCGUCGCAGCUGCUGCGCUUGGAGCGGGCCUUCGAGAAGAACCAUUACGUGGUGGGCGCCGAGCGGAAGCAACUGGCCGGUAGCCUAAACCUGUCCGAAACGCAGGUGAAGGUUUGGUUCCAAAACCGGCGGACCAAGUACAAGCGUCAGAAGCUGGAGGAGGACGGGCCGGAUGCCCAGCAAAAGAAGAAGGGCAACCACCACAUCAACAGGUGGCGUAUGGCCACCAAGCAGACCAGCUCCGAGGACAUUGACGUGACCUCGGAGGACUGA